CGAUGCCAAUUUCAUGCCUUUCUUCUAUGAAGAACAUGGCCGACAUUUUGAUACCGCUGUCAUGAAGAUUUCCCAGUGACAAAUUCUAACUUUGUAGUUCUUCAUGCACGGUUUUAUGUUCCAAUAACGUUUUGUUUUUAAUUCAAUAGACGGAGUUUAGUGUAAGCUAUUAUUUUUCAAAAAUGGCAGCUGAUCGCGAAAUUGCUGCUGAAGACAGCAUUAGAGUCGUAUGCCGAUUUCGGCCACUCAAUGACUCCGAAGAAAAAGCUGGCUCCAAAUUUAUUGUUAAAUUCCCUUCAGGGCCGGACGAUAAUUGCAUUUCCAUAGGGGGGAAAGUGUAUUUGUUUGACAAAGUGUUCAAACCAAAUGCAACUCAAGAGAAAGUAUACAAUGAAGCUGCUAAGAGCAUUGUAUCUGAUGUACUUGCCGGUUACAAUGGUACCAUAUUUGCCUAUGGCCAGACCAGUUCUGGUAAAACACAUACCAUGGAAGGUGUCAUAGGAGAUCCAGGAAAACAGGGUAUCAUACCAAGGAUAGUCAACGAUAUAUUCAAUCACAUUUAUGCAAUGGAAGAAAACCUUGAGUUCCACAUUAAGGUUUCAUAUUUUGAAAUUUAUAUGGAUAAAAUCAGGGAUCUUUUAGAUGUAUCAAAAGUGAAUCUGAGCGUUCAUGAAGACAAAAACAGAGUUCCAUUCGUCAAAGGUGCUACAGAGAGAUUUGUGUCAAGUCCAGAAGAGGUCUUUGAAGUCAUAGAAGAAGGAAAGUCAAAUAGACAUAUUGCUGUAACAAACAUGAAUGAACACUCAUCUAGAUCCCAUUCAGUCUUCCUCAUAAAUGUCAAACAGGAAAACUUAGAAAAUCAAAAGAAGCUAUCUGGCAAACUCUACCUUGUAGAUUUAGCUGGAUCUGAAAAGGUAUCAAAAACUGGUGCUGAAGGUACGGUGCUUGAUGAAGCAAAGAAUAUUAAUAAAUCACUGUCGGCGUUGGGUAAUGUAAUUUCUGCACUAGCGGACGGUAAUAAAUCACACAUACCAUACAGAGAUUCCAAAUUGACCCGUAUCCUACAAGAAUCUCUUGGUGGUAAUGCCAGGACCACUAUUGUCAUCUGUUGUUCUCCGGCUUCAUUCAAUGAAAGUGAAACUAAGAGUACUCUGGACUUUGGUAAAAGAGCCAAGACUGUUAAGAAUGUUGUAUGUGUCAACGAGGAACUCACAGCUGAAGAAUGGAAGCGCCGCUAUGAGAGAGAGAAGGAGAAGGUGGCUCGGCUGAAAGGAAAGGUUGAGAAAUUGGAAGCUGAGGUUAACCGCUGGAGGUCCGGAGAGACUGUCCGUCCUGAGGAACAAGUCAAUCUGGUUGAGAUUGAAGCAGUCACACCAGUUACAUCCUUCAUUGAAGAGAAGCCACCGGCAGCACCGGUGCCCGUGGCUGUAUCAAGCGCUGUCGAGGACGUCGCCAUGCAGGCUAAGCUGGAAGCGCUGUAUCAACAGCUGGACGACAAGGACGAGGAGAUCAACCAGCACUCGCAGCUGGUGGAGAAGCUCAAGGAGCAGAUGAUGGAACAGGAGGAACUGAUCGCGUGCACUCGCCGCGACUACGAAGCUCUGCAAGGAGACAUGAAUCGCAUCCAGCAAGAGAACGAGGCGGCCAAGGAAGAGGUGAAGGAAGUGCUACAAGCGCUGGAGGAGCUGGCCGUCAACUACGACCAGAAGUCGCAGGAAGUUGAUAGCAAGAGCCGGGAAUGUGAUCAGCUGUCUGAAGACCUGCAGACUAAGCAGAGCGCCCUCGCGACUGCUACAGCUGAGCUGCAACAGCUGCGUGAUCUAUCGGCUCAUCAACGAAAACGUAUCGCUGAACUUCUCACAAAUCUGCUGCGAGACCUGGCCGAGAUAGGCGCUGCGGUUGGCGGCUCAGAACUAGACUUCAAACUGAACGUGGACACGGUCGGGAAGCUCGAGGAGGAGUUCACGGUAGCUCGUCUUCACAUCAGCAAGAUGAAGAGCGAGGUGAAGAACAUCGUGCAGCGCUGUCACUCGCUGGAGUCGGCUAACAUCGACGCCAACAAGAAGAUCGAGGAGUAUGAGAGGUCGUUGGGCGAAUGUCGUCUGCUGAUCUCACAGCACGAAGCACGUUGUGCUUCACUCGCCGAGUCCAUGCGUGAGGCGGAGAAUAAGAAACGACAACUGGAGGAGGCGGCUGACGCCCUCAGGGAGGAGUGCGCCCGUCUUCAGGCGGCGGAGCGCGUGCAGCUGGCGGCAGCCGAACAACGUGCCGAUACCCAGGUCCGUGCAGCACUGGAGGCACAGCUGGAACAGCUGCGCACUUCACACGCCACACAGCUGGCGGCGCUCAGAGACGAGCUGGCCGCGCUGCAGAGACACCACCAGGAACUCAAGGAUUCAUACCAAGAGCUGACCCUUGCCCGCCAACAACUGCAGGACGACUACGAAAAGCUGAAGCGCGAGGAGGCCGACAAGUCCGCCAAGCUGAAGGAGCUAAUUCAAAGUGUGGAGCGACGCGAGCAAGCCCGCGCAGAUCUCAAAGGUUUGGAAGACACCGUGGCUAAAGAGUUACAAACGCUUCAUAACCUGCGAAAGCUGUUCGUACAGGAUCUGCAGGCAAGAAUAAAGAAAUCCACGAACUCCGAGGAAGGCGCGGAAGAAGAAGGCGGUUCCCUCGCACAGAAACAGAAGAUUUCCUUCUUAGAGAACAACCUCGAGCAGCUCACAAAGGUGCACAAGCAACUCGUGAGGGACAAUGCCGACCUGCGUUGCGAGCUGCCUAAGUUAGAGAAGCGAUUACGAGCCACCAUGGAACGAGUCAAGGCGCUGGAGACGGCACUCAAGGAAGCUAAAGAGGGAGCUAUGCGAGACCGCAAGAGAUACCAGUUCGAAGUCGACAGGAUCAAGGAGGCGGUGCGCGCUAAGAACCUCGCCCGGAGAGGAGUACAGGCUCAGAUCGCAAAACCGAUCCGGGCCGGUGGCGGUCACCUGGCGGGAAGCGGCGCGGCCGGUGUUGUGCGACCCGCUCCCCAGGACAUUAAGAGGAAGUCGAUCGUGGUUGGCGCAAGAGAUGAGAGUUGAAGAGAUAGCAAUAAUUGCAUAGUGAAUCUAAAUGAACAUAGAUGUACCUAGAGAAUAAGGCGGCAAAAUCAUUCUUGAAAAAUAUAUCCAUAAUAUAAUUCUACUUAUAUGUUUAUGAAAAGCCUAAUAUUAGCUACAACAAAAAUAUAUAUCGUAGUUCUCUUAGACUCGUUUGAACGAAGUUGUAUGUCUUGUCUAUUGUAUGAAGCAAAAUGUUCAUUAGUGAUGUUCUAAUUACGUACUAACAUAUGUCAACUUUGUUCUCUCUCGUCUCUAGGCUUAAAGUUUCGAGCUGUCUAAUAUUAUGUCAAUAAGUGCACAUGUAUUUAAAGAGUUAUAGCUUCUAGCAAUGUCUGUGUCUAUACUGAUCCGCUAUGUACCAGGACUGGAUCCUAAUUUAGUGUUUUAUCAUGAACUUGCGAUAUAUUCAUGGAAUUUCAAGAAUAACAAAUUUUCCCCGUUAAGUUUACGUUGGGAAUGUUUAACAUUAAAAAAAGGAUAUGAUAAGAAAUAAUAAAUGAAAAUAUUUUUGUAAGCUAUAUUAUUGUUCAAUGAUUUGAAUCUAUCUUCUCUUCCUCUUGAAAUAAAGUUUUAUGUAGCAAAGGGUAACAUAUUAAAUAAUUCGAUAAAGCUGUUUGAAGACGUAAAUAUUUCCAACGUUGUAAGCUUAAAAUAGUGCUAAAUUGUAUAGACACAGUAUAGAAAAAGAAACAUUCUGGUUAAUAAUAAGAUUUUCCUAAAAGAAAGUAUUAUUUUACUCGGAUCCGACGCUUGAACUUUUGAUGUUGCUUUUCAUGGUAUAUCAAUUGUAGAAUAUUAUUUUAACGAUAUGACAAUUAUUAAGUUCCAUUGUGGAAUGCUUAUUACGAUGUCGUGCUAAAGUCAAUAUCCUCAUAUAAAUAUCUGUUUAGAAGAAAUGGUUUAACAUGAACUGUGAGUAAUGAAAGUAGAUAUGUCAGUCACCUGGACACAGGCGGCCGACAUCUACCCUACAGCUGAUUCUUCUAUUGGAUAUGAUGGAUUUUUUUUUGCAAUAUGUCAGUAUGUAUAAGAAUAUGCCGUGAGUUACUCGCAAAAACUUGCAUAUGCUACCGCACAAAUGAAAAAUAUAAAAAAAAAAUAAUAACUUAAAAUCAUAAUAAAAAUAUCACAUUAACCUCAUAGGUGUCGCUAUGCAAGUGUGGUGGCAAAUGCAUCCCGGAGUGCAUCUUGAAUGUGUAGUUUAGAUUAAGCUUCUUUUAAUAUAUAUUUUUAUAUAUUGUGAUAAGAUUGUUAUGCCGACAUGCGAGCAUUUAAUAAGUUAAAUAAAAUGAUGACUCAUCGAUGUGGUAAGGUGUCGUGUGUAACCAACGAUUUGUGAAACAACCAACAAACCAUAUUAUUUGAAAUGAAGGGCCCGACAGCAUUGGUCUUCCGAGCGUUUGUACCUUGGCGACUUGCUGCAACGAGCAAGUUCACAGCUAUUAGGUACUGUUAGCGCCAGACGGUUUAACGAAAAAUUUAGUGGGUGAUUUUUAUAUUCUAACACGGAAUAUGAAAAUCUCUUUCAACUAAUACAAAAUACUUUUUCCCUGGUAAAUAAUUAAUGUAAUAAACCAAUGCACGACUAAUUAACGUGACGUACAUUUUUCCAGAUAAAGCAGCGGUCACACCUUACGAUAUAUUAUUAUGAUUGUUCACCUUAUCGUCAGCCAUCAUCAUCAUUGUCUUGUGUUAUUGCACCUUAGCUUUUGAGCUGUGAUUUUUAGUGAAAGUCCGAAACGAGUCUGCACGGUUGUAAUCGUAGUCACUUAUUUAUAAAUUUUUCUAAUAAAAGUCUUCGUUUAAGUAGUGAACGUAUAUUGCAACUUAAUAGUUAUCGACGAUUCAUUAUUACCGCUUUUGAAAAUGAAUACAAUUAAAAUCAAUAAGCGCACCUUCGUAUUUGGUUAAUGUUCUCUAUUUGCUCUUAAGAUGCAUUGAUAUGUCAGUAGAUCUGUAACUUAUGUAAGUACUUAUGGGAUAAUCACGUUUAAACAGCGUGGGCUUCAAAAAUAUUUGUAUUGUCUCAAUGUCGAAAUGAAUCGGGCCUGCGCUGCGUCCUCUGAGGAGUUUUGGAACUAUGAUAGACAUGUUUCAGAGACCAAAGACAAAUUACAACAGUUAUAUGUAUUGGAGCGAAGCGUUACCACCAUCAGUUUAACGAAUAGUUUCCAAUAACGACUCGUUCCAAAGCUCCUUGAUGUGUUGCAAUACUUUUAUAUCGUUUAGGUGUAAAGAUGUAGUAAAUUAUUUCAUACUUAAGUUAGAUACUGGAUUUUUAUUUUCUAUUUAUUAUAUUACAUAAACAUAAACUGUCAUUUUUUUUUCUAACUAGAAGUGUAUUACGCUUUUUACAUGCAUAUAUGCGUUAUUUUAUAAUCAUGAUCAAAUACAUAUUUUUUCAUUCGGAUGGGUGAUGCCUACUAUAAAUGUAUUCCACGCGAGAAACCAUUACCUUAUUAUUUGUAAGUAACUGUUUUUUUGUUAUGAAUAGAUAAAAUGAGGCUAAUAUCCUCGGUUUCACUCGCCUGUUGCAUAGAUAGCUCAAAGUAUGGUCGGGGCGACGUUGACCCAAACCGACAGGCUUGCCUUUGCACCAAGUGAUUUAGUUUGUAUUGACAUCUUUUGUAUGAUGUAUUUAAUAUAUAGAAAAUUCUCAAAACGAGUGUUUUCUGGAUUUUUAUUUAUUAUAAAAAUAAAAUUAUGAAUUUAAUUUGCUA
Danaus plexippus (monarch butterfly) is the source of this 5821-nucleotide messenger RNA. It is a transcript of the gene Khc, whose product is annotated as kinesin heavy chain. Bases 183 to 3080 code for a protein of 965 amino acids. The transcript is spliced from 19 exons. Gene Ontology annotation, biological process: microtubule-based movement. The record is from RefSeq and is a predicted model, not a curated record. Lineage: Eukaryota; Metazoa; Arthropoda; Insecta; Lepidoptera; Nymphalidae. Gene Ontology annotation, molecular function: ATP binding; microtubule binding; microtubule motor activity.